This is a messenger RNA of Fusarium sp. VM40, 12726 nucleotides long. Lineage: Eukaryota; Fungi; Ascomycota; Sordariomycetes; Hypocreales; Nectriaceae. The record is from the annotation of a GenBank genome assembly.
AUGCGGCCUUCUUUUGUCGUGCUGCGACACCUCCUCUUUGCCAGCUUGACAGGCACAUCACGUGGCUUAUUAGGUGUUCAGAAUGAUAGGUCAGUUCUUGGUAUUAAUAAUGAGUUUUCAGGAGUUUGUUACACAUAUGUUUCGGUCUACCCAGUUCUUGCAGACGACCCCGAUUACAUCACCAUCACAAAGCCCUACCGAGGGUCAGUCACAGCCUUGUACACAGUACCACCUCAGGGCGAUGAACCAGGCGUUGUUAUCGUGGAACAACCAGGUGGCUCUUCAGCGCCAGAGAAUAUCGUCAUACCCGCAACUGACGAGCGAUCUUAUGUGAUUAUUAUAAGGCCUUAUCAGGGACCUGACCCAAUCUCAGCACCAAUUACUCAGGUUGUUCCACCGAGAAAUGGCCAGCCAGGACAAAUUAUUAUUGAAACACCAGAGACACAAGCGGCGGAUGAUGCUACUCCUGGUGUCUUGCAGCCGAUGACAUUAGAGCCUCAUGGAACGACCGGAUCUUAUGUCACCGUUAUUGAGCCUGCGGGUGUUUCUUUCACCGGAAAUGAUCCAAUUCGCAUCACGGUGGCUCCAAGUGGCGGUAGGCCUGGUACCGUCAUUAUACAAACACCAAUCCCAGGAACCUUGAUGCCUUUGGCUCUGGAAACACUCUACUUCAAUACUCUGGGACCCUUAGGACGUCUUAUAGGUAAAACAAUUACCCUCCAGCCUACGGAUGCUACUGGUUAUGUGACCAUCAUCGAACCUGCCGAGGGGAGCGUUCUACCGACAGCUCCAAUUCGUACUACAAUUCCUCCAACAGGUACCAAGCCCGGUACUGUUCUCAUCCAAACACCCCCUGAGGGUAAUGGAGGGCGAUCGGGAGGGGCUCAGGCUACCGGAGCAGCUGGCACAGCUUUUCCACCCUCGCGUACCCGUCCCGAAGGAUCAGUUUCGUACACUACCAUCACCCGAGGUGUACCGUUGGGGGUUGGUGGCUCAGACAGUGAUUCAGGCGACGGCUCAUCUGGCGACGCUGACGGUGGCUCAGCUGAGGGUCAGAAUGGAGCAGGAUCGAAUGGAGGAGAUGGUUCUGGAAAUGCUCAAGGCAGACCAGGCCAGGGACAAAAUGAUGCCGCCGGGCCACGAGAAACCAUUACCAUCCCUCCAGAGGGCGGAAACCCUGGUACUAUCCUUGUUUUGACCCCAGAAGAUUCGAGCAAUUCACGGACAGACAGCGGCGAAGACGCAGACGGAUUUCCAGUUGGAACUCAGCCCACUGGAAACAAUGGCGAUAGUGAUGACGAUAACACUCAGGCUAGCGCAGGAUCCAACAGUGGUAAUCAAGGUGGCUCCAGUGGUGGUUCAAACGAAAACGGAUCUGGAACAGGAUCCAAUAGUGGUGACACGUCUAGUCGACCUGGCCAAGGUGGUGGCUCCAGUGACGGAGACUCGGGAAGUGGCGAUAGCGGGGAGGUUCAAGGAAGUGUUCAAGGCAACGGUUCUGGUUCUGCAGGAGAUGACGAGGAAGGCGAUUCAGACAAUGCCGGCUCUUCAGGAUCCAAUGGCGGUAACAACUCAGGCAACGGCGGGUCUUCCAACUCUAAUGAAGACGAGACUUCAAGUGGUAGUGGCUCGGGAGGCUCUCAGGACGGAAGUCAAGGAGGUUCCGGAACCAAUAAUGGUCAAGGGGGAAGUGGCACUGGAUCUGGAAGUUCUUCGGGGAGUACCCAAAGCGCUUCCAACAACGACUCUGAUGGUAGUGAUAAGCCAAUUGGUGGUGGCACGCAGUCGGGAGAGAAUGGCUCGGAUGAUGACCCAGACUCAGAGGAUGGAAGUUCCGGGGGGAAGGGGACCUCAUCAGGCGGCAAUGGGUCAAAUGAUGAGGAUGACCCUGAUUUUGGGGGCUCUGGUGGAAAGAAUAACGGCGAACAGUCAAGCAGUGGUUCGAAAGGGGGCUCUAAGCCAGUCUCUGGUGGUACCGCAUCAAAUGGAAGCGGCAGCGAUGGAGAUCCCAACGACACAGGAGGAGAUGCAGAGAAUGCGCCCAGCAAAUCCUCUUCAAAACGAAAAUCGGCUACUGCUCAGAGCCAGUCAAAAACUCGGAAACCAGUUGUCACGACAUCGCCAGCUACUUACACCGUCACAUCAAGCAACACGGUGAUCACCAUCACCGCAGAUGUUGUCAAGACCCUCACCAACGAAGAAUCCAAGGCUACUCGUACAAAGACAAGCAAAUGGGACACCAGCACAGGAUGGGAGAGUGCCAAAAUGGGUAUGCACGCUUGGACUACAGAUGCCAAUGGAAAGACCAUCUGGUGGACUUCGAGCAACGCAGCUACGAAAGCUGCAACCUCUGCUGGUGCAGGCUAUAAGGGGGCUUCUACAUCGAGAGUUUCGUCAAGGACUUCCAGGACAACCCUGAUUGAAGUAGAACCUCAAGGUAAUGGAGGACGUCCAGGACCACCCGAGCUAGAACCCUCUACCACGUCGAGUACCCGUGCUCGCCCUGGUAGCAGCAGUUCGCCUUCUACACGUAGUAAGACUUCCACAGCAAGCAAUCCUGCUGGAUCAUCGAAUGACGAGACCACAAUUUUGGAACUCGGCCCAGUCGAAACAAAUCCCGCAGCAUCUAUUACUCAAAACUCCACAGAUUCCAGUGGAAGUGUUUCUCAGAAACCAUCGUCAACACGUCAAGGACAAGGAUCAGCCACUUCUAAGUCUACCGACUCGCAACAGUCUACAGACUCUGGUGCCACUACGUCAACACAGCGUUUCACAGCUCUACCACAAGGAUUAGGCACAGAAUCCACUGGUCUUAACACCGGCACAACAUCUCGAAGUACUCAGAGAAGUGCUGGAGCGAGUAGCUCAGUAUCUGUUGGGGAUGCCGGAUCUCAAUCAACCUCGGCAAACAACGAUAAUGGAAACGCAUCACAAGAUGAUGAGACUAGCACGCAGAGAUCUGCAACUGGAACCAGCUCUCAAUCUACUCGCGCUGGUGUAGUUGGUACUACGACAUCUUCAGGAUCGAGGGCAUCUGCCUCUAUAUCUGGAGGCGGCACUUCACCAAAUGCAAACACAAGAGCUGGCGGUGAAACAUUGAGUCAAAGCACUGCGACUGGUUCUUCAAGUCCUUCCAGCUCUACUACAACUGGUAACGCUGUAUCUGUGUCUGGUAGCGAAGUCACACAGUCUCAAUCGGCCAGUGGUUCUAGUUCUGGCACCUCAAGCGUGUCGCAAGCCACAAGUCGACGUACUACUACCUCGGCGGAGAGUGUCAAUAUAGAGACGCUUGUCGGCUCUCAAAGUGUGGCUGAGUCCGAUAGAGUACCGCAAGGCGAUGAGACUUCAUCAACUCUCCUGGCAGCAAGCGAAGCGAGCAGUGGUGUAGCAUCUGACGGCUCACCAACUACUUCGAGUCAGGUUUCGAGGACUGAUGCUGCUGGACAGUCGACUACCAUAGGAAGUGGAGUUUCUAGCUCUGCUUCCUCUGUAGGCCCUUCGACUACCCGUCAAAGCGACUCGAAGUCCACUGAAGCGGAUGGGGGACAGUCACGCACAAGCUUAGGCGUCACAGUCCUACCAGCUGGUGGUGUAGGAGGCUCAAUCACUCGCGAAGGAAGUUCAGGGAUUAGUGAUGCUCAGGAUGGUGAUGCUUCAUCUACAGUAUCUGCUUCUGAUGGAGAGGCUGUCACCGACGGAACGCCUGGCAGUGCCUCCUCGGGUGUUUCGCCGAGUAGUUCGGGACAAAGCUUAAUCAGCGGCGAUGGCUCUGCUGGGGAUACCUCGUCAGAAACAGCUGACGAUGGAACUUCUGCAACUGGAAGCCAGAGCUCUCAGAUCAGUACAGUCACGAGCACAGGAGCCUCUGGUAUUGCUUCUCAAACUGGCUCUUCAGAUGAAAAUGAAGAUGACGAGAGCGAAACUGAAACUUCCGCCUCAAGUGUGAUCGACGGCCAAGUAUCCGAGACAGAUGCCGGUGCCGAGAGCAACACCUCAGACCUCAGCGCUCCUACUGGUGCCGCAGAAUCAGGAUCUGGAUCUGAUUCAAACACCAACAAUGAUGAAGAAGCUAGCACUAUUGUAUCCGCUGGAGAUCCCCUCAUCGUCAUCACCGCCGACGUCGGCCAGACCACUGAAGCCUCAGACGGUGAAGCAGCAACCAUCACUGUCUUUAAAUCCGGUUCCGGCCCAGAGAGAACAACCCUAUACAUCCCUCCCCAGGCCUCUGGUGAUCCCUGGACUGUUGUCAUCGAGACCCCAGUUCCAGAGACACAGUCUGAAGCGGCAACUGCUCGCGGGGACGAUGAUGUACUAGUUACUGCUUCCGCCAUCGGUGGUAAUACCAACGUUACCAUAUUUAGGGCUGGUGCAAGCGGUGCGAGGAGGACAUUCUAUAUACCUCCUAAAGCAGCUGACCAACCUGGUACUAUCAUUAUUGAGACACCACGUAGCGCAGCUCCCACUGUUGCUGCCACUACUACAGCUGCUUCUAUUGACAACCCUACUUCUGCUGCAACAUCUGCAGUUGACGAUGACGAGGACACUGCCAGUAACACGUCCCUUGAAACCUCUGGAGUCAGGCCGAAUAUCACAGUCUAUAGUUCCGGCACUGCUUCAAGCAGGAUCACCGUUUACGUGCCACCCACGGCCUCAGAUGGACCAGGGUAUAUCAUCAUUGAGACUCCUGUAUCUGAUGAUGAUCCUGAAGAAACUGAUGGUGUUGAUAAUGGUGAGCCCACAGUUGGAUCUCCUGCUGGAAUUGCAAAUGUUACGAUCUUUACGUCGGGCACUGCAACGGCCAGACAGACUAUCUACCUACCUCCGGCUGCUUCGGGUGAGGCUGGUACCAUCAUUAUCGAGACUCCUGUCUCUCAAGUGGAUACCGAAACAACGGGAGAUGCCGACAUUGGUAGUCAGACUACAACUCUGGAGUCUGGCGUUAUACCCAACGUGACAGUCUUCAGCUCGGGCACUGCCUCUGUAAGAGUGACACUGUACAUCCCCCCUACAGCAUCUGGCGAGGCUGGGACUAUCAUCAUACAGACACCAGUCUCUGAUUCAGACUCCGGUAGCAUUACUGGGGACUCUGGAAACCAGGACCCAACCAGUGCCUCAGAUGCCAGGUCCGGCGUGACCAUCUUCACUCAGGGAACUGCAUCAACCAGAAUCACAAAGUACGUCUCGCCUACGGCUUCGGGAGAGCCUGGAACUUACAUCAUUGAAACACCUGCCUCCGAGUCUGGAGGUGAUGUCGACGUUUCAGCAGGUAUUACGAGUACUAUUCUACCCUCUGGGAUUAUCCCGAACGUCACCAUAUAUAGUGGCUUUGGAGGGUCUACCACCCGCACUAUCUAUAUCCCUCCCGCCGCUUCGGGCGAGGCUGGCACUGUCGUCAUUGAGACGCCUACACCUGAUCCAAAUGAUGAUGAUCCUACAAUCACAGGCACAGGUGCUGGUGGCCCGACUUCAGUUGUUACCUCUGGAGUGGUAAGCAAUGUGACUAUUUACAGUGGAGGACCUGCUUCUUCUACGACUACUCGCUUCAUUCCGGCUACUGUCUCGGGAGAACCAGGCACUGUGGUUAUUGAGACCCCAACAUCUGGAUCACAAGCCACGGGCAUAGGUAAUGUUACUAUUGUCACUGGUGGCCCCGCUACUGUCACUCAAACACGAUACAUACCCGCUACGGUAACUGACGAACCCGGAACGAUCGUUAUCGAGACCCCAACUUCAAGUGUCGACGAUGGAGGCAGUGGAAAUACCACUAUCUAUAGUGGCGUCUCAGCAGCUGGCACUCGCACAAUUUACAUACCCCCAACCGCAUCUGGCGAACCUGGAACCAUCAUCAUUGAAACACCUGCUGUGAGGGCUGAUAGUGACAGAGACAGUACUACUGUCUACUCUGGCGGUUCUGGUUCCGUAACUAGAACCAUUAUUGUUUCUGCGACCGCUACAGAUGAACCUGAUACUGUCAUCAUCGAGACUCCAACAUCUGGAUCAGGCCCUGCCAAUGUGACCAUCUACAGUGGAGUCUCAGCGACAGCUGCUACUACUCGGUUCAUCCCUGGUACGGCUUCAGGAGACUCUGGAACGCUGAUUAUAGAGACUCCAAUUGAUGUUUCACGAACCGGCGACCCAACUUAUGUGACUGUAUUCAGUGGUGGACCAGGCACAGCUGUUACAACUAUCUACCUGACACCAAGUGCAUCUGGCGAUUCAACCACCAUGAUCAUCCAAACACCUACGCAAGGAGUUGAUCAAGACACAGUUACAGAUGAUGGUGAGAGCAUUACCAGCUCAGAGACUGCCAGCCAACCAGCAGUUAUUUCUUCUGCUGGCAAUGUUACUAUCUUCAUCGGAGGCCCUGGAACAGUCAGAGAAACUGUCUUCGUACCACCCACUGCCUCUGGCGCACCAGGCACUGUCAUCAUCCAAACGCCUACCUCGGUUCCGGACUUUGAGGCAUCUGCAACAGCGGCUGUAACAGGCAACGUUACUAUCUACAGUGGCGGACCUGGCACAACCACAAGAACCGUAUAUAUCCCUGCGACCGUUUCGGGAGAAGUUGGAACUGUCGCUAUUGAGACACCAACUUCUGGCUCUGACGAUGAUGGAGACGAGUCCGCGUCGGAGACAUCAGAGGAAGCUUCUGGAACUACUAUUGAACCUACCAUGUCAGGAGGCAAUGUCACUAUCAUUAGCGGAGGCUCAGCCAGUGUAACGAGAACUGUAUACAUCCCACCUACAGCAUCUGGAGAACCAGGAACGGUCAUCAUUGAGACUCCCACUGGCGGCGCGGAAGAAGCCUCUACACUUGAGACUGGAACCAUAACAGUCGCGCCAGCUUUCUCGACUGUCAGUCCUGGCAACGUCACCAUUUACACCCUAGCUCCUGGAACAGCUGGAGGAACCUUUUACUUCCCUCCUGAUGAUCCAGAAGAGUCCGGCACAGUCAUCGUCGAGACUCUACCUGGUGAUGCUGAGGAGACGGGAGAUGAAUCCUCGGUCACGAGCACAGCUGCAGGUGGCCGAGCAAAUACAACAAUCUUCAGUGGUGGCCCAGUCACUGCACCUAGAACCUUGUACAUAUCAGCGACUGUUUCUGGAGAGCCGGACACUGUACUGGUUGAGACACCAGCCACUGGAUCACAAGCAGAGACUUCAGGUUUGGGUAGUGGCGAGACCAAUACUACUAUUUUCAGCGGUGUUUCAGGAACAGUUACCAGAACUGUAUUUAUUCCUGCCACUAUCUCUGGCGAGCCAGAUACUGUUCUGGUCGAAACACCAACUGGUGCUGCUGAGGACACAGGCUCUGUGACAGGUGCACCUACUGGUGUUUCUAAUGUCACGGUAUCACAGGGUGGUCCAGGGUCGGUUGCAACAACCAUUUACGUUGCUGGACAAUCAGGACAGCCUGGUACAGUCAUCAUCCAAACGCCCACGGAGUCUGUUGGCGACGAAGACCCGGCUCAGACGGGUACUGGUAUAGCAAACGUUACACUUUCCCAGGGGGGUCCAGGUUCCGUUGCGACAACUAUCUAUAUACCUGGUGUGUCCGGUCAGCCCGGCACAGUUAUCAUCCAGACACCAACUGUAUCAGCUGAUGAUGGAGAGCCUUCGGGGACUGGCGACAGCCAGAAUGAAAUCACUGUCACGAGUGGUGGGCCUGUGUCGGUCGCAACUACGAUCACUAUUCCUGGAGUUUCAGGCCAGCCAGAUACAGUUUUUGUCCAGACACCAACUGUAUCUAGAGAUGACAAGAACGAGGUUACUAUCACAAGCGGUGGCUCUGUAUCCGUUGCAACUACUAUUACGAUUCCCGGUAUCUCAGGCCAGCCAGAUACAGUUCUUAUCGAAACACCAACUGAUGCCGUUGAUGAAGAGGAGCCAACACAGACUGGCGACAGUCAGGAUGAGGUUACUAUAACAAGAGGCGGUCCUGUGUCAGUUGCAACGACAGUAACCAUCCAAGGCAUCUCAGGUCAACCCGGCACAGUUCUUAUUCAAACUCCAACAGAAUCAGCGGGUGGAGAGGCAUCGGAAACUAGCGACGGCCAAGAUGAUGUGACUCUCAUCAGCGGCGGUCCCGUAUCGGUCGCGACUACGAUCACCAUUCCCGGUGUAUCAGGUCAACCAGAUACCGUUCUCAUCAGAACCCCAACUAGGUCUGUGAAAGUUGAGGCAUCGACGACCGACGAUGGCCAAGAUGACUUUACCAUCACCAGAGGUGGCCCAGUGUCAGCAGCAACCACAAUCACAAUCCCUGGUCUGUCCGGACAACCAGACACGGUCGUCAUUGAGACACCGACAGCGAUCAGUGGUAGUCAGGAUGACGAGGUUACAAUCACGAGAGGCGGUCCUGCAACGGUUGAAACCACAAUCACUAUCCCCGGUCUUUCAGGACAGCCUGACACAGUUAUCAUUGAGACGCCUACUAGAUCAGCGGACGAGGGAACAUCGAGUGUCGAAAAUAGCCAAGACGACGUUACCAUCACAAGAGGUGGCCCAGUGUCAGUCGCAACUACAAUCACUAUCCCUGGCAUAUCAGGGCUACCAGAUACGGUCCUGGUUGAGACACCUACUGGCGCCUCGGAGACCCCCAUCAAUGCCCUGGCCAACGUUACUGUGUACAGCGGUGGCCCUGUGACUGCUACUCGCACCAUAUAUGUGCCCCCUGCAGCAACGAGUGAGGCUGGAACCGUCAUUAUCGAAACCCCGGAUGGCUCCACUGCUUCACCAACUGCAGACACUCCUGGAAAUAUCACAAUAUUCACUGGCAUUCCCGGCACAGCCACAAGAACAGUCUAUGUACCAGCGACAGUUUCAGGGGACCCGGGCACAGUCUACAUUCAGACUCCGACGGGAUCCAUUGACCCCUCUGCUACCGAAUCUAUUGUAAGCAACGUUACGAUAUAUAGUGGCGGCCCCGGAUCUGUUACUCAAACACUUUACAUUCCACCUACCGUGUCCGGUGAGGCGGGCACUAUUGUUAUCCAAACUCCUACUGGAGGUUCAGCCGAUGACGAAACAGAUACUGCCGGGAUCAUUGCUUCUACCACAGGAGUGGUUGUGUCUCCUCAGGGCAGACCAAACACUACUGUACAUGGUGGCGGUCCUGGUUCAGUUGCGACUACCAUAUACGUAUCGGCUACAGUUUCGGGCGAGCCAGAUAUAAUCUUCAUCCAGACCCCUACUGCAGGUCCGGAUGGUGAAGAGACUGGUACAGAGGCUAUAAGCAGUACAGCUACAAGCCCACUCAGUGUUGGCGAGUUGCAAAACAUUACAAUUACGAGUGGUGGUCCAGCCGGGACUAUUGUCAUCCAGACUCCUACAGGCACUAUCGCUGCUCCAGGAGCUAGCUCAAAUGUUACUAUCACCAGCGGUGGAUCUGGCUCAACCACCAGGACAGUUUACUUUCCACCCGCCUCAGAUGAUCCAGAUGGCGUUGGAACAAUCGUCAUCGAGACACCGACCUCGGGCCCUAAUGAGCCUGCGAACGUCACUCGUUACGUCGGAGGUCCUGCAUCAGUCACCACGACCAUCUAUAUCCCUCCUACUGCAUCAGGCGAGGGUGGCGUGGUAAUCAUUCAGACACCAACGUCAGGAACUGGCGAGACAACCUCAAGCACAGAGCUAUCAGCUGGUGGCCAGAACACUACCAUUUACAGCGGUGGACCUGGAACAGCUGCCACCACUAUCUACUACCCGCCUGCAUCAGACGACCCAGACAAGAUCGGUACAGUGGUGAUCCAGACCCCAACCGCUGGUUUGAGUGACCAGACAACAGCAUCAGCCACCUCGAGUGAGACCAUCGCCCAAGUUCAAAAUGUCACACGUACUGUGGGAGGUCCUGCAUCUGUCGCAACAACUAUUUACAUCCCUCCUACAGCAUCCGGCGAACCAGGCAUAGUGCUCAUCGAGACACCUACGUCCAGUCCUGUAGACAUCACUUCUGUGUCGAUCACAAGCUCUGAGUUGCCCAGUGGACUCCAGAAUGUCACUCGUUUCGUUGGUGGCCCUGCUUCGGUUACAACAACGAUUUACAUCCCUCCUGCAACGUCUGGUGAACCGGGUACGGUACUCAUCCAGACACCAACAAAUGGUCCUGGAAGUGAGGAGUCCUCCUCUACACCUAUCAGUGAAACUAUUACAGCAGCUGGUCCACCAACUGUGGUUCAGAACAUCACGCAAUAUGUCGGCGGUCCUGCUUCUAUCACGACAACCAUUUACAUUCCGCCUUCAGCAUCUGGCGAUCCUGGUGUAGUAAUUAUCCAAACACCCACGGCUGAGCCCACUAGCCAGAGAACCUCAUCUGUACCUGCUAGCGAGACUGUUACGACCAUCGAGUUGCCCAGCACAAUUCCGAAUGUCACUCGCUAUGUGGAAGGCCCUGCGUCGGUUACGACAACUAUCUACAUCCCUCCUGUCACGUCUGGUCAGCCUGGUACUGUUGUUAUCCAGACGCCAUCAGCUGCUGUCACCAGUAGUGCGGUUACAACAAGUGCUGAAGCUCAGAGCGCCAUCCAGAAUAUCACUCGCUUCGUCGGUGGCCCUGCAUCAAUCACCACGACCAUUUAUUUCCCACCUGCUGUAUCCGGAGACCCUGGCACAGUAGUUAUCCAGACCCCGACAGCUGCUUAUACUACCACAAGUGUUGAGUCUGCAAGUUCAAUUCAGAAUGUGACUCGCUAUGUUGGUGGUCCAGCUUCUGUGACGACGACUAUAUACAUUCCUCCCACGGCGUCUAACGAGCCCGGAACAGUGCUUAUCCAAACCCCAACUUCGGCUCCUGCAGAAACAACAACUGCAGCAGUUUCAAGCACGAGUGCGACACCUGUCGUAGUACAGAACGUGACUCGCUACAUUGAGGGCCCUGUAUCCAUUACGACGACUAUCUAUGUUCCUCCCGCCUCGUCCGGUGAGCCUGGGACAAUCCUCAUCCAAACGCCCAGCUCUGCUCCAGCAGCGACAUCUUCAGCAGGGACUACAUCAGCACCAGCUGUGGUACAGAAUGUCACAAUCUACGCUGGUGGAUCUGGUUCUGUUACUGUGACCAUGUAUAGGCCUCCAAUCUCAGAAGGUGGUACAGGAACAGUCCUUAUCGAAACACCGACUGCAAGUCCAGGUACUUCAACCUCGUCACCAGCGGGUGUUCCUAGCACGUCUAUGCCUAUUGUUGCAACCGCCAACGUCACCGUCUUCAUUGCUGCUGCCAGCACAGCUGCUACCGGUCGCACUCUUUACAACCCACCUACUGCGGCUGGUGAGCCAGGCACCAUCAUCAUUGAGACUCUCGUCGCGGUUCCACCAACCACAUCGAGCUCUGCUGUGGCACCAGUAGUAUCGAACUCCAGCUCUACGGUAGUUAUUCCACCUACAACAACUAGCGCGGCGGCAGUGGUCAUCUCUACUACGUCUAAUGCUCCCGUUGUGGUACCACCAACUACUACCAGCUCAGCACCAGUGGUUUUCCCUACUACAACUAGUUCAGCAGCAGUAGUUUUCCCUACUACUACUAGCUCUGCUGUAGUUAUUCUACCUACUACAACUAGCUCGGUAGCAGUGGUUAUCCCAACUACAUCUAGUGCCCCGGUUGUGGUACCAACUACAAGUUCAGCAGCUGUGAUUAUCCCUACUACGUCUAGUGCUCCCGUCGUGGUACUGCCAACUACAACCAGCUCAGCACCAGUAAUUGUUCCAACUACAAGUAGUUCAGCAGCAGUAGUUGUCCCAACUACUACCAGCUCUGCUGUAGUUGUUCUACCUACUACAUCUAGUGCACCCGUUGCAAUACCAACUACCAGCUCAGCAGCAGUGGUUGUCCCUACUACAACUAGUGCUGCUCCAGUAGUAAUCACCACGAGCAGUGCCGUUGUCAUCGUACCUACCACUAGCCAUGCUACAACUAGCACCAGCAUGAUGCCUCAAGCAGCCUUUGGUCCGACCUUUGACUGUAAUGGAUACGGCUUCGUCCUCUCAAGUCUGCUAUCCAAUACUCUCACACAAGUCAACCUCAUCACCGGAGAUCGAGUCACCAUCAAAUCAGGCGUGGGCCCUGGUGGUGCCAUCAACGGUAUUGGCUUCAACCCUGUCGACAACUACAUCUACGGGUUUGUCACGCAGCCACUUCUCAAGAAUCUCGUCUGCGGUCUCCUCGGCUGUCCACAGUCGCAACUCAUCCGUAUUGCCAAAAAUGGUAAUUACGAGGUGCUGCCGCUUAUUAUUGAGAGCAACUCGAUCAGCAUGGGUGAUGUCGACAACCAAGGACGCUUAUGGGUGUCUGAAGGUGGAGGAAAAUGGUGGUCGAUUGAUCUCAGACGCGGCGCCAACUUUGGAAAGCUUAUCAGUUCUGGCACGAGCAGUAUUGGUCUCAUUUCUGGAGUGGGUGAUUGGGCAUAUGUUCCAGGUGGAGGUGAUUAUCUCUACGCUGUACAGGCCUCAAUCAUAGAAUCCGGUCUUCUACGGACAAACAUUGUUCGAUGGUCCUUGACCACGCAAAAGUGGGAGCGAUACCAGACCUACCCCAACCUCCUACUAACGGCCCUCAACUUGAUCUGGGGAGCCGUUAUGGCAGCGCCUGAUGGGUCACUGUUCGCGCAGGAGAAUCUACUGGGUCAGACAUGGAAGUUUACCCUAGGAAGCACUGCCAACCCUACAUCUAUACAAGGCGGCGCUAUCUUGAACUUGUCUGGCGACGGCGCCAAAUGUGCAAGCGGAGCUCUUUGA